Haemonchus placei is the source of this 246-nucleotide messenger RNA. The record is from the annotation of a GenBank genome assembly. NCBI's taxonomy places the organism in Eukaryota, Metazoa, Nematoda, Chromadorea, Rhabditida, Trichostrongylidae.
AUGAUGCCGAUUCGAGGAGCACUUCGAGCUGUCACACAAAUCGGAAAGUUUAGCGCUGCCCGUGCAAUUUCCAACUUCUCAGUACCUCUUCCACUUGGUACACCAGUGGUGAAUCAAUCACUAGACAUUCAAAUUCCUGAUAACAAAAUGUUGGCCACCUACGUCUGGAUAGAUGGAACAGGCGAGAAUCUUCGAGAAAAGACUCGAACACUUGACAAAGAAAAAGGCUUGGCAGGCAGUAAGUAA